AAUAAUUCAGCUUUUCGGUGAGGGAGAAGAAGAAGAGGUGGAGAUUGAUUUUAAACUAAGUGGAAUGAAUGAAUGGUAUUUUAGUUGAGAAUGAACACUACUUUAUUUGAUAAUGAGUACCACUUUGUUUCAGAAUGAACACUAUGUUAUUUGUAAAUGAAUAUUAUAAUUGAUGGGUGUAUUCCACCCAUGACCGGUCAAAGAAGGAGACCAAAUAAGUUGACCGGUCAACCCGGAUGAUUCCGGAAAAGAACUUNGCGAUUGAGUCAAACCCUAGGUGCGUUUGAUCGGAAAAAGAAGGCAGUACAGGAGCAGCGGGGGAGCAGCAAAGAUGCUUUUCGGUGAGGGAGAAGAAGAAGAGGUGGAGAUUGAUUUUAAACUAAGUGGAAUGAAUGAAUGUCAGCAAAUCAACGCUACCUCUGCUCAGGUGCAAGCCACCACUGAAGGCACCAGCAUCCCCAUGGUUGCUACCCUGCCAGCCGUUUCUACUCCGGUUUUGCCGAUGGGACUGAGCUCGGUCCCAACACCCAGCAUGGUCAGCCCAUUCACGGCCCCCGUCCCUUCCGCCGGGCCAAGGGUCACCUUUCCACCAAGCAUGACCCAGUUCAUGAACGAUCCAGCCAACUUACAAGCCAUCCAGGGCUUUGGCCAGGUCAUGGCCAUGUGCCAACAGAAUGGGGGGAUGCCUUUCCUCCCAGGCAUGUUUCCAUUCGCCCUUCCAGGCGCUGGAACGAUGCCCCUGCAAGCUCCAAUGGCAGUGACUCCGUUUCAGACGCCGAUUCCGCAGCCAUCACCUUUCCAGCCGCAGCUAGUCAGCGCUGUGGCCCCCAUUAACUUGGCAGGUGCGCUUAACGCCGCAGGGCCGUCGCGUCCCCGGCGAGGUACGAAUCCGCUAAUCACUCCAGAUGGUCACUGCGUCUCAGUUGAAAGCGGAGACGAUGAGUGGGACAUUCCAAGGACCCACAAGAAGAAGAAGGGAAAGACCAUACGCCCUGCAACUUCCCGAAACUCCGCCUUCAAAAGGCUGGGGGAUAGGGAAGAGGGCCAGAGGAAGUCAGCCAAGCUGAGGCUGGGGCAAAGCGUUGCCCACGUCAGCGCGUUUGCCCGGUUAGGUGAGGUGAGGGAGGCCGAGCCUGCCCGCACCCAACGCUCCCGGUCAAAUCGGCAGGAGCCAGCCAGGACGAGGGCCUCUCGCCAGGAGGAGGAGGCAGAAAGCCAACCCAGGGUACCGGUGGCUAACCGGUUAAACAUCCCCAAUGAUCGCGUCCAGCAGAUGGAGGCAAAAUUGGAAAGACUGGAGAAGAAGGUCGGGGAGAAGAAUGACCGGGACAAGCCCCUCGCAGGGUCCCCGUUCACCACAAGGGUCCAUCUGACACCUUUCCCGCGAAGGAAGGAAGAUCCAGAAAUUCACCUGGACUCCUUCAAUCAGAGUGCAACCAUGAACGGUUGUACAGACGAAGAAAAGUGCCUCCUUUUCUUCCAAACUUUGCGAAAUCGAGCUACUGAAUGGUUCAACAAGCUUCGCCCAGGAAGCAUUGACUCAUUCAGUGACUUGGCCUCAAAGUUCAAGGCCAAGUUUCAGGAGAACUGUACUAAGAGGAAGAAGUUCACUUAUCUUAGUACAGCCGGGCAGAGGGAAUCCGAGAACCUUACCCAAUUCCUUACCCGGUGGAAGGAAGAGGAGUUCUGCCGGAAACCCCCGGCCACGUACCAAGAGGCCUAUCACACUGCAUGGGAGUUUGCUGAGGCUGAAACUCAACUCCGGGCGAAGAAGGAAGCCGAACAUGGGUUCAAGCCCAAGCCGGUGCAGGUCAAAAAGGAAGAAGCGCCGGUAACCAGCCGGCCAAGGCACCAUUAUGACCCGGUCGUCCGCGUGGUCAACACAGAAGAGUGCCAGGAGCGGAGAACAUGGCAAAGAUUAUUUGCAGAAAGCCAGGAGAAGAGUCAUCAAUGGGUUAGGCCAGCUAUCCCGGAGGAUGAGCAGGACAACGACCGACGGAGGAAUAACCGGCCGAAGGAGCGGCAACCUGCCCCUGAAAAGGAACACAUCGGCAUGAUCUUCGGCGGACCUGAGGGUGGAGACUCAGCCGCGCAACGGAAGAAUUGGGUUCGCAGCAUUUACGUUGGUGAGGUAAGCGCUGAACCGCCCAGGCGUAAACAUACUAGGAGGGAGCCGAUCGUCUUCACUGACCGGGAUCUCCCUCCUACCGGUGAAGAUCAUAAUGAUCCAUUGGUCAUCACCAUGGACAUUAAUGGGGUGGAUGUUGCCCUGGUACUUGUUGACACCGGCAGCAGUGUCAACAUCUUAUACCAGGAGACUUUCCAAAAACUCAGGUUGUGUCGGACACAACUUGAGCCCCUCAAAACCCCUCUAUCAGGUUUCACGGGAGAUACAGUGGAGGCUGAAGGGUCCAUAGUCCUAUCGGUCGAACUAGGAUCGGGCGAAAAAACCGUAUGGAAGAAGAUGCGGUUCAUAGUUGUGGACAUCAAAUGCGUCCACAACGCAAUCCUUGGAAGGCCGGGUAUCAAUAAGGUCGGGGCGGUAAUUUCCAUGCCUCACCUGUGCAUGAAGUUCCACACUCCAGGUGGUGUGGGUGAGGUGAAAGGCGACCAGAGGAACGUCCGGGAGUGUUAUGCCCGGGCAGUCAAGAAGAUGACCAAGGGGGUCAAUGUCAUCUCCCAAGAGAUCACAAAGGGAGAGACCCGGGAGAAAUUGGAGCCCGAGGCCGAGACGGUGGAAAUCGAACUUCACCCGGGUGAUUCUUCAAUUAUGGUCAGAAUCGGAGCCAAUCUCCCAGAAGACCUCAAGGCAGAGAUUACGCGGGUACUCUGAGAAUACGCGGGCAUAUUUGCAUGGAGCGUGGCAGAUAUGCCCGGAAUCGACCGCUCAAUCAUCUGUCACCGAUUGGCAGUGAGAGAUGGAAGUCGACCGGUACGCCAGAAGAAAAGGUACCUGGCCAG
Cuscuta campestris is the source of this 2961-nucleotide messenger RNA. The record is from the annotation of a GenBank genome assembly. Lineage: Eukaryota; Viridiplantae; Streptophyta; Magnoliopsida; Solanales; Convolvulaceae.